AAUGCCUGCUGUCAAAGUGAAAAACAUAAAAUCCAUUCUAAACAAAACAAAACAAGAGCCAUCUCCUAAAAUUUAUCAAUUUCCUUAAUUUUUCUUUACCUGCAAGAUCCAAAAGUAAUCCGCGAAAAUGGGGAAAGGUUUUAACAAUUACAUGUGCAAAAAGUUUUUCCAUCCCGCCUCACGGGACAAUCUCAAGCGGGUAUGGAUGGCGGAGCAGCAAGCUGACGCGUACAAGAAAAAACAGGAAGAGCUCCGGAACCAGUAUGAAAAGGAGCAGGAAUUGCACGACAACAAGGCUAUGCUCAGCCGCGACAGUAAGGACAAACUGAGCGUCAACUUUAUGUACGAGCUCCCCCCGGGCAUGAAGAAGGAGCGUGAGCAGGAAUCAAACGAAUCCGAGUACAAGUUUGAAUGGCAGCGCAAGUACAAUGCACCACGUGAAAGCUACUGCAAGGGAGACACGGAGAUUCGUGACCAGCCGUUCGGCAUACAGGUGCGCAAUGUUCGCUGCAUAAAGUGCCACAAAUGGGGACACAUUAAUACCGAUAAGGAAUGCACCAUGUACUCCCUCUCGAUGAGUGAAGCGAAGAAAAUCCAUUCCGAAGCUGAAGCCAAUCAGGUUCUGUCGAAGGGUGAGCUGGAGCAGCAGUUGCGAGACGAUGGUCUCGCAAUGAAGCGUAGCGCACAGGAGCUGGUAACGUCACACAAGCUCGUCGCGGACCCGGAAGUAGAGCAAGCCGAACCGGAGACAGAGUUCAUCCGCUCGCUGACGAAGAAGCAGAAGAAGAAACUGUUGAAAAAGUUGGAAAAAAUCGAGCGGCGGCAGCGAUCGUCUAAAAAGAAAGGUAAAAAACGUUCCAGCUCUAGCAGCUCCAGCAGUAGCUCCGAUUGCAGCAGUUCGUCCGCUUCUGAUUCCGAGCCGGACACUCGUGCUUCGAAAAAGAAGAGCAAAAAAUCGGCCAACCAUCGUUCGGAUGGGCGAAAUGGUGAUGGUGGCGAUCGGCGGGAGCGUGAAAGGGGUCACGAUAGACGGGAAAACCGCCGACACCGUAGUCGGUCGCGUUCACCACACGCUGCAGGACCAUCACGCAGCCAUGAUACGUCCAAGCACAGCAAGCGCCGAGAUCGUUCCGUUAGCCCACGGCGUGAGCGCAGUAGGCGUUAAAGAUGUAAUCGAGCGUCUCAGAGACAACUCU
Messenger RNA from Anopheles coluzzii, 1196 nucleotides. Its product is annotated as corepressor interacting with RBPJ 1. Gene Ontology annotation, cellular component: nucleus. The record is from RefSeq and is a predicted model, not a curated record. The transcript has 3 exons. Gene Ontology annotation, molecular function: transcription corepressor activity. Gene Ontology annotation, biological process: negative regulation of DNA-templated transcription. NCBI's taxonomy places the organism in Eukaryota, Metazoa, Arthropoda, Insecta, Diptera, Culicidae. Bases 128 to 1165 code for a protein of 345 amino acids.